AUGGCUUUCAAGACGGGCUCGCGCGACUUCUGGAGAACAUUCCGAAGUUCCGAGGCGUUGAUGCCUAUAACAGGACUUCGGCCUAAUUGCCCAGCGGAUAUUACAGACGGCAAACGUGCUGCAACACCUAAACACGCUGUCACCAAUCUAAGCGGGAAGCCAGAGGAUGCAGACGAUUUUCACGCUGUCGCCGCGUGUGGUGGAAGCUGUGGAAGAGUUUUUACAGCCGAUGAGGAGAAGGCAACGAGCACACCCUUCGUGAUCUUUCAAGGCCAUCACCUUACACUCUCACUAAUUGAUGCCGAUGAUUACUUCCGCCCCGUUGACGCAGCCUUGUCCCUGCAGCUGACUACCGAUACUCCGGCGCAGACCCCUUCGCGCAUAUCUACUCCCAAAUCUCGCUACUUUGUACGGGUCUGCCGAUUUUAUUAUCUUCCUUUCGCGUUUGCGACCGGAUCCGCGCCGGUAUGUGUGAUAUCCCGCUCGUCAUACAACCACCGUAGAACCUUUUCCUCCAUCUCUUCGUCCCCUCGGGCUUGUGUUAAAACGGAAGACCCCGGGAAAGUCAUGGACGUCGGCCAUACACAUGCAGGAGACCGGAAUCUGAACGUCCUGCGGAUAUUUCUUAUCGUACGGCGCGACCUGACGAUCCCCGUACAUACCAUUUGGACUAUCGACCGGUCCUACCUCGCAUACUUGCACACUUGGAUAAUCUCUGAUUGUUUCAAGACGUCGCAUCUGCACGCCGCCAACCUUCCCUAA
Messenger RNA from Desarmillaria tabescens, 762 nucleotides. RefSeq lists its product as uncharacterized. The coding region runs from base 1 to 762 and encodes 253 amino acids. The record is from RefSeq and is a predicted model, not a curated record. NCBI's taxonomy places the organism in Eukaryota, Fungi, Basidiomycota, Agaricomycetes, Agaricales, Physalacriaceae. The transcript is spliced from 4 exons.